GCAAUUCCAGCCUAACAUGCAGAUGUCGGUGCCUGCACCUGUUGCGCCUGUGCCACCACCAAACAUGGCAGCACCAAUACCCCCGCCAGUAUGGAGCACUUCAAGCGGUUCACAUAUCAAUUCAAAUCCUACACAAUCUUUGUCAAUGGGUGUUCCUCCACCGUCAACAACAAUGAUGGCAGCUGCACCCCCACCUCCUCCACCAACUAACAGCAAUCUAUCAACAAAUAUGGGUAACAUGCCAUGGCUGCAGCAAGGAUCAGUUCCACCACCACCACCAUCAUCACAGUCACAGUGGCAAGCUGCACCUCCCCCUCCUCCAGCCAGUAUGUCAAUGCCAUGGCAGCAAGUGCCGCCUCCAGCUAUGCAGUCAAUGCCAAACCCAGUAGCUCCUCCCCCACCACCACCAUCAUCGGGACAGGGCUUCAGUAUGCCUCCACCACCACCAGGACCUGGAGGAUUUGAUCCUAACCAGAUGUCUGGUGUAAAUCCCCUUCUAGUAGCUCCUCCUCCGCCACCACCAAACUGACAGUAAACUAAACAAAAGGCAAAACAGAAUUGUAAAUAGUGUGAUACAGUGUACAAAAACAUUAUCUCCAAUGUGGUGAUAAAAGUGUGAUGAUACAGGAAACUUUAAGGAUACUUCAUCUUAGAUCAUGAGCUUUAAAAUCAUUAGCUUUAAAAGUCAGACUUGAGAAAAAUAUAUUGAUGCUUAGUUAAAUAAAAGUAUAGGUACUUUGAA
Molecule: messenger RNA, 742 nt
Organism: Ruditapes philippinarum (Manila clam)
Lineage: Eukaryota; Metazoa; Mollusca; Bivalvia; Venerida; Veneridae
Product: actin nucleation-promoting factor WASL-like
Exons: 3
Coding region: 17-529 (170 amino acids)
Source: RefSeq, a predicted model, not a curated record